AUGCAGUGCUCUCUCAAAACAGCCUCCAGGUUCUCCUCAAAUGCCUCUAUGGUGAGGUCGUCACAGAGAUUGGGCCAGGUCCAGAGGCAUUUUUCCUCUUCCAGUUUCUGCCAGAAGCAAAUACAGGAGGCCUACAUCUUGGGGGCUGCACGUACACCAACUGCCAAGUUCAAUGGCUCCUUUGUCACCGUCCCUGCUCCUGAGCUGGGUGCCGUAGCCAUCAAAUCCGCCAUCGAAAAGUCCGGAGUACCCCCUGAGAAAUUCACCGAUGUUUACAUGGGUAAUGUCUUACAAGCAUCUAUCGGCCAAUCCCCUGCGAGACAAGCUUCCAUCUUUUCCGGCCUGGCUCCAACCGUCGAGGCCAUCACCAUCAACAAAGUCUGUGCCUCCGGCCUCAAGGCUGUCGUCUUCGCCGCACAGAAUAUCCAGCUUGGUCUGGCAGAGGCACAGAUUGCCGGUGGUAUGGAAAACAUGUCAAGAGUCCCAUAUUACCUCCCGCGGGCUAGCCAACAGGGCCCAUUUGGCAAUAUGAAGCUGGAGGAUGGCCUGAUCAAGGACGGCCUGUGGGACGUCUACAACCAAUUCCACAUGGGGGUGUGCGCGGAGAACACGGCGAAGAAGUACCAAAUCUCUCGCGAACAGCAGGAUGAGUAUGCCGUGCGAUCCUACAAACGCGCGCAGAAGGCAUGGGCGGAGAAGAAAUUCGACGACGAAAUCGCCCCCGUUACCGUCAAGGGAAAGAAAGGAGACACCCUCGUGACCAUCGAUGAGGGCUUCGAAGAUUUGCGCGAGGAAAAGAUGAAAUCGCUCAAGCCGGCUUUUGUCCGCGAUGGCACAGGAACCGUCACUGCCGGCAACGCCUCUACUUUCAACGACGGCGCCUCCGCGCUAGUAAUUACCAAUAAGCAGAUUGCUCAACGGUACGGUGCAGCGAGCAGGGUUCUUGCACGCAUCGUAUCGUCUGCUGAUGCCGCUAUGGAUCCCAUUGACUUCCCCGUCGCGCCCGCCAAGGCUGUGCCUAUCGCGCUGGAGCGAGCGGGCCUAACCAAGGACCAGAUCUCUAUCUGGGAAUUCAAUGAGGCAUUUGCCGCCGUCAUUAAAGCUAACGAAAAGAUCCUUGGCCUCGAGAACGCGUGUGUCAACCCCCUUGGUGGCGCCAUCUCCUUGGGCCAUGCUCUUGGAAGCUCUGGCUCCCGCAUUCUCACCACCCUGCUUCACCAGUUGCAACCGGGCCAGUACGGCCUCGCGGCCAUCUGCAACGGCGGCGGAGCAGCUACUGCCGUGGUCGUCCAGAGAGUGGAAAAGGUCGAGUGA
Histoplasma mississippiense is the source of this 1314-nucleotide messenger RNA. RefSeq names its product acetyl-CoA acetyltransferase. The transcript has 3 exons. Lineage: Eukaryota; Fungi; Ascomycota; Eurotiomycetes; Onygenales; Ajellomycetaceae. The record is from RefSeq and is a predicted model, not a curated record. Gene Ontology annotation, molecular function: acetyl-CoA C-acetyltransferase activity. Bases 1 to 1314 code for a protein of 437 amino acids. Gene Ontology annotation, biological process: fatty acid beta-oxidation.